Plasmopara halstedii is the source of this 492-nucleotide messenger RNA. RefSeq lists its product as uncharacterized. The transcript has a single exon. Lineage: Eukaryota; Oomycota; Peronosporomycetes; Peronosporales; Peronosporaceae. The record is from RefSeq and is a predicted model, not a curated record. The coding region runs from base 1 to 492 and encodes 163 amino acids.
AUGAACCCGAGCAAAUCGCUGUUGCAGCUGCACAGCGAGGUAGCAGAAUGUACGCACGCAGCAGCUUUUCGGUGCUUUACGACUCUUUCGUCUCCGACUACCACUGGCCAGCCUGAACGAGUACACUGCAAUGGCGCACUGCAAUUCCGAGCCUCCAAAUUGCAAAAAUUUCAUGCAUGUGAGAGCAAACAAGCUCACGCUUGCUUGCUGCCACAUGCACGAAAAUUUUGCUCAGAAACUUGCCGAAACCCUGUACAGUCUACUGUUUCCGUUGCGCGCGGCGACAAUUUCCGAGCGGUGCUGGAAUCCGCGCACGUUACUCAAAGACUUCGACGAUGCACCACAAACCACCGCGGCCUCUCUCUUUUGUCAGUUGCGAUACCCAAGAAAGGUGAACAGAUCCUGUUUCAUCGUGGUCAUGAGGCCCCUGUCGGCUUGGUCGUCAUUAUGCGCGACGAGGCAACUGGCGCCGUGACGUGCCAAUUUCGUUGA